CCUAGCCUCCGGCAAAUCCCCGCCGCUCACCUUGCUCGGACCGCCUCCGCCUCCGCCUCCGCCUCGUCCCCCACCUCCUCACGACCGGCUCGGCCUCCGCCUCGUCCCCCGCCUCCUCACGAUCGCCCCUCCCUCCGGUUCAUCCCCGACGCCCACAUCCUCACGGCUGGCCCCGACCUCCUCUUGGCCAAAGGGGGGGGGGGGAGGAGGAGGACGCUGUGGCGGCAUCAGCAAGUUGGCCGGAGGUGUUCGCCCCUCUCCCUUAUCUCCAUUGCUUCUCUGUACGCCUUCCCUAUCAUUGUUGGAUCUUCCCAGGGUGCUACACUGUAAUUUGUCAGUCAUAGAAGGGUCUUGAAAUGGAUACAAAUGGAUGUUUCAGUGAUUUGCUAUGGAUGCCUCACAGCCAACACAAAAUAUCCAAAACUUGGGAAAAUCCUAACAUUUGCUUGAAUGUACGGUGUCAUCGUGUUGGCAUCCCAUUUGACCCCCUAUGUACAUCAGCUUUAGAGAACCUUGGUUUUUAUCAGAUUGCUAAGAUGAGGAAAAUCAAUGUCGACAAAUAUUUGAUAUCGGCAUUGGUGGAGCGUUGGCGGCCCGAGACAAACAGUUUUCACUUACCUGUAGGAGAAAUGACCAUUACGUUGCAAGAUGUCAGUUGUUUGUGGGGGUUGCCUAUCCAUGGUAAACCACUUGUUGGAAAAGCUUAUGCACAGUGGUCAGAAAUAGUUGAGAGGUUGCUUGGGAUUCCUGUGGAUGAACAACACAUGAAACAAAAGAAAAGGCGAAAAGGUGAUGAUAAUGCUGUUGUGAGGAAUUCACAAUACUCUCUAAAUCUGGGUAAACUGCGGGAACGCUUCCAUGUGUUGCCAGAUAAUCCAAUGGACAGGGAGAUUAAUUGGCAUGCUCGAGCACUUGUUCUAGAAAUUCUUGGCUCCAUAGUCUUUACUGAUACAUCUGGAGAUGGAGUGCCAGCUAUGUAUCUCCAAUUUAUGCAGGAUUUAGGACAACCAACAGAGUAUAAUUGGGGAGCAGCUGCUCUUGCUCUAUUGUAUAGACAAUUGAGCAUAGGUGCUGAGAAGGAGAGACUAGAAAUUUCAGGUCCUUUAUUGCUGCUACAGUUAUGGUCUUGGUCCCGUUUGCCACUUGGUCGCCCUAAAGUUAUUUUUGAGAAGCCCAAAGAAGGAGAGGAACUUGAUGAAGAGGAAGAAGAACAAGAAGUACACUUGGAUUAUAACCCUGUUUUUGGAGCAAAGUGGUGUGCUGCACAUGCAUUUGAUGUCCCUCAUAAUGCUGGUACUGAAUAUUAUCGAAAUCAGAUUGACUUGAUUCGAGAAGGUGCAGUUGGUUGGCAACCAUAUGAUGAUCUUCUGGAGCAGAUGCCUUUUGAAGUUCAUCAAGAUUCUAAUUGGUGGUUUGCUAGAGUACCACUCAUGCAAUUUUGGAUUGUGGAGUUCCACUAUCCAUAUAGGGUGAUGCGACAAUUUGGAUUAAGACAACCCAUUCCCCCUUCUCUUCCACGUGGCGAGGCAGAGGUUCAAAAACUUCGAAAAAUUAAACAUUCUGCAGGAAAAUUGCAUAAUUGGGAGGAAGUCCACGCCAAUUAUGUUCAAGAAUACAACCGUGUUGGUGCAAGAGUGUGGCCAGACGAUGUUCCCUUCGAUGAAGCUAGUUUACCUGAUUACAGAGAUUGGUUCCAACAAAAUGGUAUGUACACAGUAUUCUUCGAUUCUCAAUGCUUGGGCGGCCUAGAUAAACCUAUCCCAUAUCCUCGAGAUAGCAUCGAAUGGACUGGCUACAUGCCUAGUGACCGCCACUGGCUCGAAUUGGGUUACGCGAGAUAAAGAAUGCCCCAUGGGGUAUUAAAUGUGUUAUUACUAGUGGAUGGAAGAAGAUAGGAAAAACUAUACUGAGGUCCUGUGUAGGAAAUUUGUUGGAUUUGAACCUGGAGCCUAGGCUGCAAAGCAUGCUUACUGAGGCUAGGUUACCACUGAAUAUUGAAGAUAUUCCAUCUGAUGAAGAGGUUUCUGAUAUUGCUAACCCACCAAGCCCCCCAAAAGAGAGCAACUCCGAUGUGUUCAAUGAAUGGAUAUACUCCGGCAAAGGUUUUACAACAUACCUUAAGGCUGGUGAAGCGAUGAGAGAUGGGGAACCGACAACACAAGAUGUAGGUCAAGUUACCCAAUAAACCAACUCGAAUGAGCUUGGUAGAGCUAGUAGGCUUGCAUAAAGGAGUUCGUAGCGACUAGUUGGUUAGAAUGGCCAUCUCUAGAGCGACCUGGAGGUGUAGCUGACCAAAUCUUUUUGUAUUUGGC
This is a messenger RNA of Triticum aestivum (bread wheat), 2312 nucleotides long. RefSeq names its product serine/threonine-protein phosphatase 7 long form homolog. Bases 357 to 1841 code for a protein of 494 amino acids. NCBI's taxonomy places the organism in Eukaryota, Viridiplantae, Streptophyta, Magnoliopsida, Poales, Poaceae. Gene Ontology annotation, biological process: meristem maintenance; meristem development. The record is from RefSeq and is a predicted model, not a curated record. The transcript has 5 exons.